Messenger RNA from Diaporthe citri, 846 nucleotides. RefSeq lists its product as uncharacterized. The transcript has 3 exons. Lineage: Eukaryota; Fungi; Ascomycota; Sordariomycetes; Diaporthales; Diaporthaceae. Gene Ontology annotation, molecular function: oxidoreductase activity. The record is from RefSeq and is a predicted model, not a curated record. Bases 1 to 846 code for a protein of 281 amino acids.
AUGUCCGUUUCCUGUCUGCAAACCAUCCCAAUUGAUUUCGAGCCAGCCGACAUGAUUACCCCCUCUACGCCACUGGCAGGCAAGACUGCCGUCGUGACGGGGGCAUCGCGUAGCAUCGGCUACGGCAUUGCCCUGAAGCUGGCCCAGCAGGGUGCAAAUGUCGUCCUCGGGUACACCUCCCCGUCCAGCGCACCAAAAGCUGCCGAGCUGAAAGCAACGAUCGAGUCGCUACCACACAGUCCGAGUCCCCAGGCCCACGCCGUGCAGGCAGACCUAGGCACCCUCGACGGCCCGAGGCACCUCAUCAGCGAGGCCGUGCAGUGGGCCAGUUCCGGCGGCGCGCCCGGCAAGAUCGACAUUCUUGUCAACAACGCCGGCCUCGAGCGUGUCAAGGGCCUGGACGAGCUCAGCGUCGAGGACUACAGCGCCGUUUUCGACGUCAAUGUGCGGGGCACCAUCCUGCUUACGCAGGCUGCGCUGCCCCAUCUUAACCCGAACGCCAGGAUCGUGAAUAUCUCGUCCGUGGGCGCCAGGGCGGGGUUCAAGAAACUCAGCCUGUACUGUUCCUCCAAGGCUGCUCUCGAGGGCUUGACGCGCUGCUGGGCCGCCGAGCUAGGUGGGAACGGGACAACGGUGAACGUGGUGAGCCCCGGGCCUGUGCAGAGCGAAAUGCUGGACAACAUCCCCAAAGAAAUCGUCGAAAUGCAGAAGCAGCAGACCCCGGUGCAGAAUCGCCUGGGCACGAUCGAGGAAAUUGCGGACGUGGUGGCGUGGCUUGCCGGGCCUUCGAGCGCGUGGAUCACGGGCCAGACCAUCAGCGCAAGUGGUGGAUGGGCCAUGUAUUGA